AUGGGAGCUUCAGUUGUAUUAGUCUUGACUCGGCUUUUGUUUGUCCUUCAGAUUGUUGCAGUAAAGCAACUCGACAGAAAUGGAUAUCAAGGAAACCGGGAGUUCCUGGCAGAGGUUCUGACACUAAGUAUUGUUAACCAUCCGAACCUUGUCAAACUUUUGGGAUAUUGUGCUGAUGGCCAACAAAGAAUCUUAGUCUAUGAAUACAUGCCAAAUGGUAGCUUAGAAAAUCACCUUUUCGAAACUUGUGCUGAAAGACCCCCUCUUGAUUGGUAUAAGAGGAUGAAAAUUGCAAAAGGAGCUGCAGAAGGACUAGAGCAUUUGCAUGAUACCGCCAAUCCGCCAAUUAUAUUUCGGGACCUGAAAGCAUCAAACAUAUUAUUAGACAACGAUUUCAAUCCCAAGCUCUCUGAUUUCGGGCUUGCUAAACUAGGUCCAACAGGAGAGCAAGACCAUGUGUCUACAAGGGUGAUGGGCACUUAUGGCUAUUGUGCUCCAGAGUAUGCCAUGACAGGACAGUUGACAACUAAAUCUGAUAUGUAUAGCUUUGGAGUUGUUUUUCUGGAGAUCAUAUCAGGAAAAAGAGCUAUUGAUCCCUCUAAACCAAGUGAACAACAAAACCUGGUUGCAUGGGCAACCCCGCAAUUUAAGGAUAAAAGAAAGUUCAAAUUGAUCGCUGAUCCAUUACUGAAGGACAAAUAUCCAGUAAAGGGUCUUUAUCAAGCUCUAGCUGUGGCAUCAAUGUGUCUGCAACAAGAAGCUAAUACCAGACCCUUGAUUUCUGAUGUUGUCACUGCCCUCGAGUAUUUAUCCAUGGAAAAUUUUGGUGAAACUGACGAGAUAAUUACUACAGCAGAUUAUGAACUAGCUUCAGGAUUUGAGAUUACAGAUGAUGAUAACGAUUUUGUAGACUGCCCUACUUCAUCACCGGACACAACCCAGUGA
Daucus carota subsp. sativus is the source of this 945-nucleotide messenger RNA. Its product is annotated as probable serine/threonine-protein kinase PBL23. Gene Ontology annotation, biological process: protein phosphorylation. Gene Ontology annotation, molecular function: protein kinase activity; ATP binding. The transcript is spliced from 3 exons. The record is from RefSeq and is a predicted model, not a curated record. The coding region runs from base 1 to 945 and encodes 314 amino acids. NCBI's taxonomy places the organism in Eukaryota, Viridiplantae, Streptophyta, Magnoliopsida, Apiales, Apiaceae.